UUCCUUCUGCCACAGAGCCAAAGCGGAAGUUGUAACGUCGUCUCUCUCUGGCUCCGUUUGGAUAUGAUCUUGGAAAAAGCGAGCAAGCUUGUACGAGAAGCCGGGAGGCGGGUGGAGGGGGUUGAAACGUUUGAGAAAACCCUUUUUUUCUUUUUCUUGGACUGCUGACGCGUCCACCCUGCGACGUGCUUGUGCUGGAGCACAGAAAGCAGCUUCCACCAUGUUACUGCACUUUCUAGUUUUAGGGGCCUUCGUUUUCCUCGCUGACGGCUACUUCUCGGAGGAAAUGUACCCGGAGGAGUCGAAGAUGCAGCCUCCUACGGUGGUUAUCGCCAUUCUAGCCAGAAACACUGCUCACUCCCUGCCGUACUACCUCGGAGCUCUGGAGAGACUCAACUACCCCAAAGCUCGCAUCACUGUGUGGGCAGCCACAGAUCACAACGCAGACAACACCACAGCCAUACUGAAAGAGUGGCUUACCGUCAUGCAAAAGUUCUACCAUUAUGUUGAGUGGAGACCGAUGGACCAGCCCACGUCCUACGCAGGAGAGUCGGGUCCUAAGCAUUGGCCCAACAGCAGAUACGAGUAUGUGAUGAAGCUGAAGCAGGGGGCGAUCAACUUUGCCAGGAAACGCUGGGCCGAUUACAUCCUGUACGUUGACACAGACAAUAUCCUCACCAACCCCGAAACCCUCAACCUGAUGAUGGCAGAGAACAAGUCAGCCAUUGCUCCCAUGCUAGACUCUCAGGGAGCGUACUCCAACUACUGGUGCGGUAUCACGCCACAGGGAUAUUACCGUCGAACAGCAGAGUAUUUCCCCACCCGCCAGCGUCACAGACUGGGCUGCUUCCCGGUGCCAAUGAUCCACUCCACCAUGCUGCUGGAUUUAAGGAAGGCAGGCAUGAAGAAACUGGCCUUCUUCCCACCUCACGAGGACUACUCGUGGCCCUACGACGACAUCAUCGUGUUCGCCUUCUCCUGCCGGGCUGCAGAGGUACAGAUGUAUCUGUGUAACAAGGAGCGCUACGGCUACCUGAACGUCCCGGCCAAACCUCACCAAACCUUGGAAGAUGAUCGCCUCAACUUUGUCCAUGUCCAACUUGAGUCCAUGAUUGAUGGCCCUCCAAUGCGCCCCUCGCGAUACGUCCAUAUGUUCCCCAAACAGAGAGACCUCAUGGGCUUUAAUGAGAUAUAUCUGAUUAACCUGCGGCGGCGUCUUGACCGUAGAGACCGGAUGCUGUUCUCUCUGAAUGAGCUCGAGAUUGACGUCAAGGUGGUCGACGCCGUGGAUGGGAAUGCACUGAACAGCAGUGACAUAAAGAUCCUGGGUGUUGACCUGCUGCCAGGCUACUAUGACCCGUUCUCUGGACGCACCCUAACCAAAGGAGAGGUGGGCUGCUUCCUCAGCCACUACUUCAUCUGGAAGGAGAUGGUGGACUUGCAGAUGGAGAAGGCGCUGGUCCUUGAAGACGACGUUCGUUUCCAGGCCAACUUCAAACGACGAGUCGUCAGACUGAUGGAGGAGGUGGAGCAGGCGGAGCUGGAAUGGGACAUCAUAUACUUUGGCAGGAAGCAGGUGAAUCCCACAAAGGAGGAGGCGGUGGAGAACGUUCACAACUUGGUAAUGGCCGACUACUCGUAUUGGACUCUGUCCUACGCCAUCUCCCUGCAGGGAGCCCAAAAACUGCUCAACGCUGAGCCGCUGUCCAAGAUGCUUCCUGUUGAUGAAUUCCUCCCCAUCAUGUAUGACAAACAUCCCAAUAAGGACUACAAGUCCCAUUUCACCAACAGAAAUUUACACGCCUUCAGUACACGCCCCCUUGUGGUCCAGCCGUGUCACUAUGCCGGCGAUCCCCAGUGGGUGAGCGACACGGAGACGUCGACUCUGUGGGACGAUGACGCUGUGCGCACCGAUUGGAGGGGUUCCCACAAGACCCUGAAAGGGGCUGCGCCGCCAGCCGGCGUGCUGUCAGCGACCUACAAGGAUGAACUUUAGUGCGGAGCAGACGUAGCCGUGGAGAACCUGCAGGUCAAAAGGCCACAAGGUCAGAGAGACAGAUGCUGAGGAGAGAAAGUAUUCCCAGACUUUAUUUUCGGCCGCGCCACCGACAUGCCCAGUGUCAUUUAAACUGGACAUUUCAAAGCAUGUCAGCAAGAAUUUGUCGUAAGAGGAUCUUUUUGGUGGAAAACAACAUAAGGGACAAUGUUUAAUUGAGGAUGUUUGUAAAGAAAUGUCUUUUAAUA
This is a messenger RNA of Anarrhichthys ocellatus (wolf-eel), 2244 nucleotides long. RefSeq names its product cerebral endothelial cell adhesion molecule (gene cercam). The coding region runs from base 221 to 1996 and encodes 591 amino acids. The transcript is spliced from 12 exons. Lineage: Eukaryota; Metazoa; Chordata; Actinopteri; Perciformes; Anarhichadidae. The record is from RefSeq and is a predicted model, not a curated record.